Acipenser ruthenus (sterlet) is the source of this 1821-nucleotide messenger RNA. RefSeq names its product cyclic AMP-responsive element-binding protein 3-like protein 3-A. The transcript is spliced from 10 exons. NCBI's taxonomy places the organism in Eukaryota, Metazoa, Chordata, Actinopteri, Acipenseriformes, Acipenseridae. Gene Ontology annotation, molecular function: RNA polymerase II cis-regulatory region sequence-specific DNA binding; DNA-binding transcription factor activity, RNA polymerase II-specific. Gene Ontology annotation, biological process: regulation of transcription by RNA polymerase II. The record is from RefSeq and is a predicted model, not a curated record. Gene Ontology annotation, cellular component: nucleus. Bases 141 to 1466 code for a protein of 441 amino acids.
CCUCAGAAGUGUGCCUGUGAGCUGAGAGAGGGGAUCGAGAGCUGAGCUGAGCUGCGCUGAGAGGUAAUCAAUCAGGGAGGCAGAAACACACAACACUGACUCGAAUCUGAGCGCUCACCUGAGCUUCAAACCGGAAAACCAUGAAGAAGGGGUCAGGGGGCUGUGAGCUGGGAGGGAUGGAGCUGCUCGACCUCCUCUUCGACCAGCAGGACGGGAUCCUCCGCAACGAGGGCUUAGGGGGGGCGGCGGCGCACCACGGCAACGCACAGGGCUGGCCAAUCACAGAGCAGAACCUCCUGGUAGAUCCUGACAGUGAGGAUUUCCUCAACUCCCUGCUGGGUGCGGGUGACUCAGUGUCCAGCUCCCCCUUGUGGUCACCGGCCACGAGUGACAGCGGCAUCUCUGAGGACCCCCACUCUGACCAGCUGGACAGUCCGCAGCACUGCCAGACCCCCGACAGCCCGGCCGUUUACCAGCCUGCCCCGACCCAAAUCGAACACCCCUGCCUGGGCACUGCCAGCACUGAGCCCCCCCAGGCCAUGGACAUGCUGGAGCCCGACAUCGCCAUCGACCUGGAGGGCUGGGACUCCUCGUUCCUCUCUCAGCCCGGGCUGGGAGUGCGUCUGCAGCAAGCUGGUUUUGAGAUGUUCCCACUCACAGUGAAGGACCUGCUGCUGUCCAACACCUCCGAGCUGCCUCAGCAGCAAUCCCAGCAGCCCUUUCAAGAGCUGGUUCUGAAUGAGGAUGAGAAGAAACUGCUGGCCAAGGAGGGAGUGAGCCUGCCCAGCCAGCUCCCACUCACCAAGUACGAGGAGCGCAUCCUGAAGAAGAUCCGCAGGAAGAUCCGCAACAAGCAGUCUGCCCAGGAGAGCCGCAAGAAGAAGAAGGAGUACAUGGACGGGCUGGAGAGCCGGAUGUCUGCCUGCAAUGCUCAGAACCAGGAGCUCCAGAGGAAGGUGUUCCAGCUGGAGAAACGCAACACGUCUCUGAUAACGCAGCUCAGGAAGCUGCAGGACCUGGUGAUGCACGGCUCCAACAAGACAGCGCAGACUGGAACCUGCAUCCUGGUGCUGCUCCUCUCCUUCUCCCUAAUCCUCUUCCCCAGCCUGCGCCCGUUCUCUGACAGCCAGGUGGCCCACGAGGGUGGAGACUUCAUUCCAGUGCGAGUGCAGUCCCGCUCACUCCACGGCGUCGAGUCCUCUCGUGUUUUCCACGCCGUGGCGCACGACCACGUCUACUCAGCGCCGGAGCAGGGGGAGGGGCCGGGCACCGUGUCAUCACUCGAGAAGCUGCUGAAGGGGCACGGCCUCGUUGACUCCGCCCUGAACGCAAGCCAGGCCGAGGCCCUGGAGCUCGAGGGGUUAAGCGGCGCUGACCCCAUCACCGGCCGCAGAGUGACCACCGUGAGGUGGAGCGGGAGCGGAGUGAAGCAGGGGGCGGGGCCAGUGCAUGCGGACGAGAUGUGACAGCACGGCGCUACACAACAACACACAGAACAGCGCUACACAACACAUCACAACGCACACACCACACUGUAACACGCAACACAACACUGCACAGCCAAAAAUCUUAUCAUCAACCUGUUUAUUUGUUAACUUUUCUCUUUUCAAAAUUUUAAUAAUGUGUAUUUUUGGCAAAUGUUUGUCUUGUUUUGUUUUUUUUUUGGUCUGUGUUUUUGCUUUUUUAUUUUAAAUUAACUGCUAAAAGUGAACAGCAGUAGUUUUGCUAUCGGCGCUGUGUCUCUCCAGACACGUUCUUUAACUGCUGGAGCGCCGUCUUAAUUCUCAUUUCAUACUGAGGGGGGAGAUUUCUGGGUGGGGA